Exaiptasia diaphana is the source of this 369-nucleotide messenger RNA. RefSeq lists its product as uncharacterized. The record is from RefSeq and is a predicted model, not a curated record. The coding region runs from base 40 to 369 and encodes 109 amino acids. The transcript has 4 exons. NCBI's taxonomy places the organism in Eukaryota, Metazoa, Cnidaria, Anthozoa, Actiniaria, Aiptasiidae.
AAAGCCAAGGUUUUCCAAAAGGUCCGUUUAUCCUAUCUCAUGGUCGGACAUACACACGAAGACAUCGACCAGAUGUUUAGCAGGAUUUCAGUGGCUCUGAAUAAAAGCAAAGCAGUCACAAGACCACAAUUAGAGGGGGUUAUUCAGGGAGCGUUCACUCCUAGUCCAACGACAGUUUUCGUAGAAAAUGUCUACGAUGUCAAGUCUUGGAUUCGCCCUUACAUUGCAACUUUCAAAAAUCACAGUCAUCCCCAUGCAUUCCGGUUCAAACUAAAUGAACUAGGACAGGUGGAAAUGACUUAUAGAGACUGGGCGAAUUCGAAAGCAAAGGAGUGGCUUCCCCAGCCCCCCUCAUAUCAGCCUAUUUAG